Paramecium pentaurelia is the source of this 864-nucleotide messenger RNA. NCBI's taxonomy places the organism in Eukaryota, Ciliophora, Oligohymenophorea, Peniculida, Parameciidae. The record is from the annotation of a GenBank genome assembly.
AUGAGAGAAAAGUGGAGAAAGAAGAGAAUGCGAAGACUUAAGAGAAAAAGACGUAAGGCACGUAAGUGAUACAAGAAUGUGAUAAAUAUAAAAAUAUUUAAUUGAACAUCUUUUUAUUCAAAUUUUAGCAAUUCUUUAAGUUCUGAUUUUCUAAAGUUGGGUAACUUACAAUCCAUCCAAAAAUAUUAAAUCAAUUAUUUAAUAUUUAUUAAGGUUGAUAUAAAUAUACAACUAUGCUUAAGAAGUUUUCAUUAUAUGCAGUUAAUUAAUUAUUAUUUAAUUUUAAUGGAGCAGAAGCCUUUAAGUAGGUUCAAAAUUACAUCUUAAGUAAUUCAUAAUAACCUUACUUUAAACAAAGGAGUUUUUGGAAUGUGAAAAUUAAUCUAUAAAACAAAAAUAAAUGUAAGAAUUUAUUUUAUAUAUGUUAAGUUUACUUACAAGUUCUAAAAAAGAACCAAAUAGAAAUAAAGUCAGAUUUAAUGAUAUGGUAAAGAGUAAUAAAUAUUUUGAGAAAAAUCAAUCAUCAAAAUGUUAUAAAAUAAUAUUAAGUUAUUAAUCUAUUGAUUUAAGAUCUUAGAAUCAUAAUAGUCUGUUUAUUUAUUUAUUGAAUAUUUUAAAGGAGUAUUGGUAUAUAAAUAUAAUAAGAAAAAAAAUAUCAAUUGGAAUCCUAAUUUAAAUUAUCCCUUCCUUUUCAUUUAACAACAUUAUUUUUAUAAAAGGAACAUCAUUUUAAUUGAAUAUUAUCAUAGUAAUUAUAUAACACAUUCAAAUUUGAAUACAGAGAUUAUUUUAUAACAUGAAAUGACAUAUUAGUCUUUGGAUUGCAUUUAAUGCUAUUAAUAAAAUAAUGAAGAUAUUUAUUGA